AUCUUUCUGCAAAGAAAAAAGAAAAGAAAAAGAUUUAGAGAGCGUCACAAAGAGGAGAUAGAUAAAGACAAAGCUCAGAUCCUCCAUUAACAACCGCCAUAUCCAAUUCUUCAUUGUUUACAGUAUUUUUCUUUUCUUCGUUAACCAAAUUUCUUGGAAUAUUCCACCACUUUCUCUCUCUAAACCCCAAACUUCAAUUUCAUUUUUGUUCCUUUUUUUCCCCUAAAUUUCUUCUGGUUCUUUCGAACAAUGGAGCUUGAAUUGAUUGAAAGCUAAGUCAAUCUUUUCUUCUUUUUCACCAUGAAACAUCAAGUGUUGUAAACGUGACGGCAACAACGGCUUCACCGAAAGGAAAGUGUUCCCUUCAAGCCCAAUCAAAAAUCCAUUUCCAUUUUUGGUUCCGGAAUUUACACUCUCUGCCAUAAACAAUCAUGGCCUUCUGUAAUUGAUCGUCCUCUUCAGGAAUUUGGUGAUCCGUGUGGGUGAAAUUACCUGCAAUGUGUUUUCGUAAUGCGGCUUCAAAUUGGGGAUUUGAUUUUUAAGAACUUCGUUUUGUUCUUAUUUGGAUCUCAACCCCAAUUUCACAAUGGCUUUAUUUCGCAAAUUCUUUUAUCGGAAGCCACCGGAGGGGCUUUUAGAGAUAUCCGAAAGGGUUUAUGUUUUCGACUGCUGCUUUACAACGGAGGUUUUGGAAGAAGACGAAUACAAGGUCUAUAUUGGAGGUAUUGUUGGACAACUUCGUGAGAGUCUGACCGACGCAUCAUUCAUGGUGUUCAAUUUCCGAGAAGGGGAGCAUCAUAGCCUCAUUACUAAUAUAUUAUCUGUAUAUGAUAUGACUGUCAUGGACUAUCCUAGACAAUAUGAAGGCUGCCCUCUACUCACUAUGGAGAUGAUCCACCACUUCUUAAGAUCUAGUGAAAGCUGGCUCUCACUUGGGCAACAGAAUGUACUUUUGAUGCACUGUGAAAGAGGGGGGUGGCCAGUCUUGGCUUUCAUGUUGGCCGCUCUCCUGAUUUACAGGAAGCAGUAUGCUGGGGAGCAGAAAACUUUGGAUAUGAUUUACAAGCAAGCACCACGGGAACUUUUGCAGUUGAUGUCACCUCUUAAUCCAUUGCCUUCGCAGUUGAGGUAUCUUCAAUAUGUAUCAAGAAGAAACGUGGCCUCGGAAUGGCCUCCACUUGACAGAGCCCUUACUCUUGACUGCAUAAUUAUUAGAUUUAUCCCUAAUAUGGAUGGGGAGGGUGGUUGCCGCCCAAUAUUUAGGAUAUAUGGACAGGAUCCAUUUAUGGCUGCUGAUCGAACUUCUAAAGUAUUGUUCUCAACCCCCAAAAAGAGUAAACUUGUUCGUCAGUAUAAGCAGGUAGAUUGUGAACUAGUUAAAAUUGAUAUCCAUUGCCAUAUCCAAGGUGAUGUUGUUCUUGAAUGUAUAAGUUUGGACAAUGAUCUGGAAAGGGAGGAGAUGAUGUUCCGAGUUAUGUUUAACACAGCAUUUAUAAGGUCAAAUAUUUUGAUGCUUAACCGUGAUGACAUUGAUAUUUUAUGGCAUGCAAAAGACCAAUUUCCAAAGGAUUUCAGAGCAGAGGUUCUUUUCUCAGAGAUGGAUGCUUCCGCAUCACUUAUUUCAAUUGAAUUGCCAAAUAUUGAGGAGAAAGAUGGUCUUCCAAUUGAAGCAUUUGCUAGAGUUCAAGAGAUCUUUAGCAAUGUGGACUGGCUAAGUCCAAAGGCAGAUGCAGCUCUUAAUGUGCUUCAGAAAAUAACAGCUUCAAAUUUACUUCAAGAGAAACUGGUUAGUUCCGGCUCUUUAGACAGAAGCCAAUUGCUUGACUUAUCUCUUGAAAAACUAAUCUUGGAAUCAGAGACAUCUGAAGGCAAUGUUAGAAGUCCUCGGUUGAAGAUACAGACAAAACAGUCUCAACCUUCUUCCGAGCUAUCUCAUGCUGUGAGUUCAGUGAUAUCAAAGAUCGAACCAUCAGAAUUGCAGGUUUCUCUCCAACUACCACCUCAGUCUAAAAUCAUUACCCAACGAAUAUCUCAACCUUCAUUGUCUACGCCAGCCUCCUUCCGUAGUUCUGUGCAAGGUUCACCUCGCCCUAUAUUAAGAUAUCACAGUGCACCCUCAGCUCUUGGCAUUACAGCUUUAUUACAUGAUCAUUCCAAUUUUAGUGGUAAAGAAGUUAUACAUCCAGCGACAAUAUCUUCACCAUCAUCUGCUCUAGAUUCACCUAAAGAUAUUCAACCUUGUAAGCUUCCUAUUUCUCCCCUCCCACUAGUAUUAGAGCCAAGAUCUACGUUAGAAAAUUCUUCGACCACCGCGUCAACUUCAACCAUUCCUGAUCCAUUGUCACUUCACCAACUUUCUUUGAAACCUAUUAAAUCUUUAGUUUCUAAACCAAGUCAAACCACAGCACAGGUGAGAAGUCAAUUAUCACCAUCUUCAUCACAACCAACUUCUAUCUCUUAUCUUGUGGAGUCCCCACCCUCUCUCAAUGAUAACGAAGCUUCAAGAUCCCCUUCUUCUCCUUUAUUAAGACCGUCUCCAUCUUCUUGUACUAAGGAAUCAUUCUCCAUUUCCACUCCUCCUCCUCCUCCUCCUCCCCCCCUCCCCCAUCUUGAUUCACUUGCUUUAGCAACAUCACCAUCUUCUAGUAGGACGAAUGAUUCAAUUUUCCCAUCCUCACCACAACCUCCUUCUACGACACAACUUUUAUCCUCUACAAAGACAUCAAUUCCAACUAUACCUGAAUUUUCUUCGUCUAAUGAUUGUCUAGUUUAUUCUCACUCACCUAAAAAGAACUUGACGAGUGCCCCUCCAUGUUGUAGUCCUAACUUGGGCGCUAGUGUUGUCUCGCCAACAUCAGUGCCCCCACCCCCUCCCCGCCCCACCCCCGCCCCCUUCAUGGAGGACUCUAUAAACACAUUCAUGCAUGAGCCCCAGCUCCGCUCCAGCUCCACCCCCGCCUCCUUCAUGGGAGGACUCUAUAAACACAUUCAUGCACGAGCCCCCAGCUCCACCCCCACCCCACCCUUGCCUCCAUCUUCUUUCAGUUUAACAUCUACUUGUGAUUCUAGUAUCACACCUUUAGGGGCACCACCGUCGCCACCACCUCCUUCCAGUCUUGCACCACAAGAUGUUGCCACAGUAGUUAGGAACUUGAUGAAUGUAUCUGGCCCUCCACCUCCCCCACCUCCUCCGUUACAUCCUUCUCUAGGUCCUAAUACUGUAUCUUUAGUGCCGCCGCCGCCGCCACCCCCUCCUAGUCUUGCACCAAAUGUUUCUGCAACAACUGUUAACUUGCCACAUAUCUCUGGCCCCCCCCCUCCUCCUCCACCACCUUUUGCAAAUUCUGGACCCACCUUAUGUCCAGGUGAUGUAACGUCAGCUCCGCCUGUUCCACCUCCUCCAGGUUUCUCAAUGAAGGGUUCUCCAACACAUGCUCCACCUGCACCCCCUCCUCCUGGUCUCAGCGGUAAUACACUCUCAAAUGUCAAUGGUACUUCCUCACAGUCUCACGUUGGCAUUAAUAACAGCAACAUACCUUCUAUUCCUGGACCACCUUCCAGUGCUCUAUUCAAUGCAAAGGGACGAGGCCUUGGACGUUUGAACUCCAAAAACCAGUCUCAAACUAAAAGGUCCAAUUUGAAGCCUUAUCACUGGUUAAAAUUAACGAGGGCCAUGCAAGGAAGCUUAUGGGCAGAGACACAAAAGGCUGAUGAAGCUUCCAAAGCUCCGGAGUUUGACAUGUCCGAACUUGAAAGUCUUUUCUCUGCAGCUGCACCAAAUUCAGACUCUGGAGGUUCAGGUGGAAAUUCAAAUCGCCGAGCCUCAGGGCCAAAAUCAGAUAAAGUUCAUUUGAUUGAACUUCGACGGGCCUAUAAUUGCGAAAUUAUGCUUUCUAAAGUUAAGAUUCCUUUGCCUGAUAUGAUGUGUUCAGUACUAGCAUUGGAUGACUCGGCAUUAGAUGUGGAUCAGGUUGAGAACCUAAUCAAGUUUUGUCCAACAAAGGAAGAAAUGGAAUUACUAAAGGGGUACAGUGGGGAUAAGGACAACUUGGGAAAAUGCGAACAAUUCUUUUUAGAAUUGAUGAAAGUCCCACGAGUUGAGUCCAAGCUAAGGGUAUUUUCUUUCAAGAUACAAUUCCGAUUGCAGGCCUCUGACCUUAGAAGUAGUCUGAAUAUUAUCAAUUCGGCAUCUGAAGAGAUCAGAAGUUCGGUAAAGUUGAAAAGGGUAAUGCAAACUAUCCUUUCAUUGGGUAAUGCUUUGAACCAUGGAACGGCUAGAGGUUCUGCUAUUGGAUUUCGGCUUGAUAGUCUCCUCAAACUCACUGACACACGAGCCAGAAACAAUAAGAUGACUCUCAUGCAUUAUCUAUGUAAGGUGCUUGCUGAAAAGCUGCCAGAACUUCUAGAUUUUCCGAAGGACCUUGUGAGUUUGGAAGCUUCUACAAAGAUACAACUGAAAUACUUGGCAGAGGAAAUGCAAGCCAUAAGCAAAGGGCUUGAGAAGGUUGUUCAGGAAUUGGCUAAUUCAGAGAAUGAUGGGCGCGUUUCCGGAACUUUUUGCCGGACUUUAAAAGGCUUCCUUUCUCAUGCCGAAGCUGAAGUGAGAUCUCUUGCUUCUCUUUAUUCCAAUGUGGGUAGAAAUGCCGAUGCACUAGCUCUUUAUUUCGGCGAAGAUCCAGCGCGUUGCCCUUUUGAGCAAGUUGUUUCUACACUCUUCAAUUUUGUGAGGAUGUUCGUGCGAGCCCAUGAAGAAAACUGUAAGCAGCUUGAAUAUGAAAAGAAGAAAGCACAGAAGGAAGCCGCAGAAAAGGAGAAGUUGAAGGUCAAUACUCCAAAAAAGGAGUCAGGAUUCUUGAUGCAGACUCCAACCUAGCAUAGCGAUGUCAAAUGAUAUGGAGUGUUCUAACAAUCGCUAUUUUUGCAACAUACUAAAAAGAGGUUAUCCUCCAUAGCUGGGAAUACGUCGUGACCAAAAUAACCCUUAACCAACCGUGUGGUGAUCGAAUAACGCCAGCGUCAAUGUCGGUCAUCUUGGAUAGAAGAACGUUUCAGAGGCACAGGAUGUAGAAUAUAAGUAGCCAGUGUUGGAUGAAACUAAAAAGCAGCAAGGCUUCUACCAAACUUGUAAUAUUUCUUAACAACAGAAGAAAUAAUUAUAGUCUUAGUAGGAGGCUGAAACUCAUCAGCCAUUGUUGCUGUCAUUGUUUAUGUAACUGAGUUACUGAUAGGGUGGUAGUUUUUUUUGGUGAAGUUUCAAGGAAGUAUGUUUCAGGCAGAAGCACUCAAAUGGGACUUUCUUGGUUAGAUCAGAAUUUUGCUGUAAAAUAUAUCAUAUGUAAUUGUAGUUUGUUCAUGUUCUAUAUAAUUAUAUUCUUUACCCAUCAAUGCAUUCUUUUUUCCUUAAAAAGAAUAAAA
This is a messenger RNA of Benincasa hispida (wax gourd), 5415 nucleotides long. Its product is annotated as formin-like protein 18. Lineage: Eukaryota; Viridiplantae; Streptophyta; Magnoliopsida; Cucurbitales; Cucurbitaceae. The record is from RefSeq and is a predicted model, not a curated record.